This is a messenger RNA of Harpegnathos saltator (Jerdon's jumping ant), 430 nucleotides long. RefSeq names its product BRCA1-associated RING domain protein 1-like. The transcript is spliced from 3 exons. Gene Ontology annotation, molecular function: protein binding. Lineage: Eukaryota; Metazoa; Arthropoda; Insecta; Hymenoptera; Formicidae. The annotation marks the transcript as partial. The record is from RefSeq and is a predicted model, not a curated record.
UGUAAGCAGUGAUUGUAAUAUAUAGUAAUGUAAUAUAAUAGUAAUUUAUUUUCAACGAUUAUAGUACAGCACAUAAAUGGCGCAAAAUGGAGUGAUCCCGACAAUUUGGAUAUCACUUAUAACAUUUUGGAAACCUAGUAUUAUCAACUCUUAUAUAUUGGACGAUUACAACUUUUUACACGCCGCUGCUGAUGAGGGAAAUGAAGAACGCGUACGCAGAUUAAUCGCUCUUGGAGCUAAUAUUAAUAUUUGGGAUAAAUCAGGAUAUACACCCCUUGCGUACGGUUGUACACAUGGACAUGUUAAUGUUGUUUGCGCUUUACUACAAUUAAAUGCAGAUAUUGAAUAUGUAACCAAGACGGGUUAUACACCUUUAAUGAUAGCAGUUUAUCAUGGACAUAUUACAAUUGUCAAGAUUUUACUUGAACAU